Aspergillus calidoustus is the source of this 4245-nucleotide messenger RNA. The record is from the annotation of a GenBank genome assembly. NCBI's taxonomy places the organism in Eukaryota, Fungi, Ascomycota, Eurotiomycetes, Eurotiales, Aspergillaceae.
CGCAAAAUGAGCUCCAACUCAACAAUCGUGGACGCAGAGUCCACCAUCGCCGACGAAACCUCGCACUCGGACGAGGGAGCGGACGAAAAAGCAACUCGCGAUGCGAGACCGACGUGGCACAUGGAAUCCGAAGUGCGUCUAAUGAAGGAUCGCGACGAAAAAGGGGGCGAGAAACCCAGGAAGCUGGGUGUGACAUGGAACAACCUGACGGUCAAAGGCAUCGGCAGAGACGCCAAUUUCAAUGAGAAUGUGCUCUCCCAGUUUGCUGGCCCCUUCCACAAGAACGGCAAAGGAGCGCAGAUGAAAACGAUUAUUGAAGACUCGCAUGGGUGUGUCAAGCCUGGGGAGAUGUUGCUUGUCCUCGGACGACCCGGGGCGGGCUGCACGACAUUGCUGAGCGUGCUCGCCAACAAUCGACUGGGCUACGAAGAGAUCACCGGAGACGUCUUCUACGGAAGCAUGUCUGCCGAAGAAGCGAAACGGUAUCGUGGUCAAAUCAUCAUGAACACCGAAGAGGAGGUCUUCUUUCCGACCCUGAGUGUCGAGGACACGAUCGCUUUCGCCGCCCGCAUGAAGGUCCCAUACCACCUGCCCCCGGGAUUCCAGUCUCAAGAGGAAUACGUACAGUCAUUCAAGGACUUUCUCCUCCGUUCUGUCGGAAUAUCCCACACCGCGCAUACCAAGGUGGGAGACGCUUUCAUCAGAGGUGUCUCUGGAGGGGAGAGGAAGCGGGUGUCGAUUCUCGAAUGCCUGACCACGCGCGCCAGUGUUUUCUGCUGGGAUAACUCGACAAGAGGCCUCGAUGCCAGUACAGCGCUUGACUGGAUCAAGGCAAUCAGGGCAAUGACCGACAUUUUGGGUCUGACUACCAUUGUCACACUUUACCAGGCGGGCAAUGGCAUCUACGAGCAGUUUGACAAAGUCCUUGUCCUGGAUGAGGGCAAACAGAUUUUCUACGGGCCCCGAGAGAGUGCGGUGCCAUUUAUGGAGGAUCUUGGCUUCAUGAUGGCUUCUGGCUCGAAUCGUGCGGACUUUCUGACUGGGGUCACAGUCCCAACCGAGCGUCUUAUUGCUCCUGGAUACGAAGACAAGUUCCCCCGUACCGCUGCUGAUAUUCUGUCUGCCUACAACCAGUCGAGCAUCAAGGAGCAGAUGCAGCAGGAAUCUCAAAGCUACCCGACCAGCGAGACAGCCAAGACAAAUACGGCUGUCUUCAAGGAAAUGGUCGCUCGGGAGAAGCACAGGGGUGUGCCUGCCAAGUCUUCUACGACUGUUGAUUUCGCCACACAAGUGAAAGCGGCUGUUAUUCGACAGUACCAGCUCAUGAAAGGUGACAAGCCGACGUUACUGAUGAAGCAGGGCGCCACAUUAAUACAGGCCCUUCUUGGUGGUUCGCUUUUCUAUUCUGCGCCCGAUAAUUCAAUCGGCCUGUUUCUCAAGGGCGGCGCUCUCUUCUUCUCCAUCUUGUACAACGCCCUGAUCGCCUUAUCUGAGGUGACCGACUCCUUCACAGGUAGGCCUAUCCUGGCCAAGCACCGCUCCUUCGCCUUGUAUCAUCCAGCAGCGGUCUGUAUCGCUCAGAUCAUUGCCGACUUUCCCAUAAUGCUAUUUCAGGUGACGCACUUUGGCCUUGUUCUCUAUUUCAUGGUUGGCCUGAAAACCACGGCAGCGGCAUUCUUCACCUACCUGGUCACCAACUUCAUGACUGCCAUGUCGAUGACGGCAUUCUUUCGGCUUGUUGGCGCGGCCUUUCCUACUUUUGACGCUGCGACCAAAGUCUCUGGUCUGUCCAUCGUGGCCUUGUUUGUCUACAUGGGCUACAUGAUCAUCAAACCGCAGAUGCAUCCCUGGCUUGUCUGGAUAUUCUGGAUCAAUCCCAUGGCCUAUGGAUUCGAAGCGCUGCUUGGGAAUGAAUUUCAUGACCAGGAUAUACCCUGUUAUGGCCCCAAUAUCAUUCCAAGCGGCCAUGGAUAUCUUGAUGGCCAGGGGGGGCAAUCCUGUGCUGGUGUUUUGGGGGCGGAGCCUGGCGCGACGAGCGUUACUGGCGAUGCGUACCUCGCAGCCAUGUCGUUCAGCCACAGUCAUGUCUGGCGCAACUUUGGCAUCAUCUGCGCCUGGUGGGUGUUCUUUGUUGUGCUUACGAUAUUCUUCACCACGAGGUGGAAGCUGCCUGGAGAAGGGGGCCGCCGACUCUUGAUUCCUCGAGAAAAACAGCACAAGUCGAAGCAUCUCUUGGAGGCUAGCGACGAGGAAGCGCGACCUACAGAAAAGUCUGCAGCAUCGAAGCCUGGGUCUACUUCAUCAAGCGACGCUAUCGAGAAGAACCUCUUCCGGAACAAGAGCAUAUUCACCUGGAAGAAUUUGACGUAUACCGUCAAAACCCCAGACGGCGAUCGCGUUCUCCUGAAUAACGUGCAGGGGUACGUCAAACCAGGCACGCUGGGAGCCCUCAUGGGUUCGUCUGGAGCUGGCAAGACGACCCUUUUGGACGUCCUGGCUCAGCGAAAAACAUCCGGCACAAUCCAUGGAUCUAUCCAGGUUGACGGACGGCCCCUUCCUAUUUCCUUUCAACGCUCUGCUGGUUAUGUCGAACAACUGGAUGUCCACGAGCCUUUUGCGACCGUCCGUGAGGCUUUGGAAUUUUCCGCCCUCUUGCGCCAACCUCGCGACACGCCAAUCGAGGAAAAAUUACGAUAUGUGGAUACGAUAAUUGACCUCUUGGAGCUCCACGACCUCGAGCAUACAUUGGUAGGUCGCCCCGGGAGUGGCCUCUCCGUGGAGCAACUAAAACGUCUUACCAUCGGGGUUGAGCUGGUAGCGAAGCCAAGUAUCCUCAUCUUCCUUGAUGAGCCCACAUCCGGGUUAGAUGGCCAGGCCGCCUACAACACGGUUCGCUUUCUGCGUAAACUAACAGCGGUUGGACAGGCUGUUUUGGUCACGAUCCAUCAGCCUUCGUCGCUCUUGUUCUCCCAAUUUGACAAGCUGCUCUUGUUGGCAGCGGGUGGGAAGACUGUUUACUUUGGUGACAUUGGGGAGAAUGCAAAGAAUAUACGCGAAUACUUUGGUCGGUAUGGAGUCCCAUGUCCUCCAGAAGUCAACCCUGCAGAGCACAUGAUCGACGUGGUUUCUGGCCUACGAGAUGGCCAAGACUGGAACCAAGUCUGGCUGCAGUCUCCGGAACAUGCGGCCCUUUCUCACGAACUCGACACCAUCAUCGCCGAAGCUGCAGCUCAACCCCCAGCAAUCCAGGACGACAACCGCGAAUUCGCAGCUUCACUGUGGACGCAGGUCAAAUACGUGACGCACCGAAUGAACCUCUCGCUCUUCCGAAACACCGAAUACCUCAACAACAAAUUCGCAAUGCACAUCAGCCUGGCGCUUCUGAAUGGGUUUACUUUUUGGAUGAUUGGGGACUCGGCCACGGACCUGCAGCAGAACCUCUUCACCGUCUUCAACUUCAUCUUCGUCGCUCCUGGUGUCAUUUCCCAGCUGCAGCCUCUCUUCAUUGACCGCCGCGACAUCUAUGAGGCUCGCGAGAAGAAGAGCAAGAUGUACCACUGGGCCCCCUUUGUCACUGGCCUAAUCGUUUCGGAAAUGCCCUACUUGCUCGUCUGCGCGUUGCUGUAUUACGUCUGCUGGUACUUUACCUGCGGCCUCCCUACCUCGGCAGACCACGCUAGUAGUGUCUUCUUUGUUGUCGUGAUGUACGAGUUCCUCUACACGGCCAUCGGGCAGAUGAUUGCCGCCUAUACCCCAAACGCCGUCUUUGCAUCCCUCGUCAACCCCCUGGUCAUCACAACCCUCGUCUCCUUCUGCGGCGUCAUGAUUCCAUACAGCCAGAUCGUGGCCUUUUGGAGAUACUGGAUGUACUACAUUGACCCCUUCAACUACCUCAUGAGCUCCCUCCUCGUCUUCACAACCUGGGACAAGCCCGUCCACUGCAACCCAUCAGAGCUAGCCGUAUUCGACCCAGCACCGAACCAAACCUGCGGGGAAUACCUGGACGUCUACCUCCAUGGCGCCAUGGGUGCGGGUAGGAAUCUCCUUAAUCCGAGCGACACUGCUGGCUGCCAGGUGUGCCAGUACACGCAGGGCGGGGAUUACCUGCGGACGCUGAAUCUCGCCGAGGAAUACUUUGGGUGGAGGAAUGCGGGCAUUGUUGUGGUGUUUGUGGUUGGGAUUUACGGGCUUGUUUUUCUCAUGAUGAAGCUGAGGACUAAGGCUACGAAGAAGGCUGAGGAGUAG